Messenger RNA from Entamoeba dispar SAW760, 1326 nucleotides. RefSeq lists its product as uncharacterized. NCBI's taxonomy places the organism in Eukaryota, Evosea, Mastigamoebida, Endamoebidae. The record is from RefSeq and is a predicted model, not a curated record. The transcript has a single exon. Bases 1 to 1326 code for a protein of 441 amino acids.
AUGCUUCACAAUAACCCUUAUCAUUAUGAAAUUCAUAAAGAGAAUAAGUACGGACUCCCUUUAUUACCAAAAGAAAAUUUUGAGACAUUAUUUACAGAAUUAGGAAAACAAAGUAUUGGACUUUUAUGUCAACUUGACCCAACUCAUGCUGAGUUAUAUCAAAAAGAAAUUCCUAGUCUUAUUCCAACUGUUCCACAAGAAUUUAUUGAUAGUAUGCAUGAACUACUUGCUGGUUGUUUUGAUCCACAAAGUGAAUUAUUUAAAAUGAUGACAAGAAAUGUUGUAGCAAAAUACUCUGCUAUUUUAAGAUUUCUAUUAGAAAAAAAGUUAUACCAAAAAGAAUUAGAUAAUACCUCAAUGCUUCCUACUCUUUUUGUUGUUGCCUUACCUAGAAGUGGAUCAACAUUUACUCAUACCUUACUUUCAGCAGAUCCAAAAGCAGAAACCAUGUGUUUAUAUGAACAUUUAAGUCCAGGAGGAAAAACUAUGAUUGACCCAUCAAGAAGGGCCUUUGGUAAUCAAAUUAUUGCUACAGUCCAAAAAAAUAGUGAAGGACUCAAUGGAGUUCAUGCACUUGUUAAUGCUGAAAGGCCAGAAGAAGAAUUGUUUUUCUUAGAACAAAUGGGUCAUUCUUAUUUAUUUCCUAAUUGUGUUCCACGAUUAGAGGUAUAUAGAAAAUCAAUGUUUGAAAGAGAUUUUCAUUUUGCUUAUGAAUAUUUAAAAGAUCACCUUAAAAUGCACCAACUUGAAUUUAACGUUGAUCAAUCAAAACACUAUGUCAUGAAAGGAGUUUCUCAUUUUGUUUCAUUUGCACCAAUGCUCGAUGUUUUUGGUAAAUUAGAAGAUAAAAAUUAUUUUAUUUGGAUUCAUAGAGAACCUGUUGAUGAAUUAAAGAGUAAUGCUAUUUUAGAACAUGAGGCACAAGGAUGGUAUGAAAAUGAUAUCGGUCUUGAUGAUAAACAAUGGAUUUGUGAUAACCUUGUUGAAGCUAACUUACUUAAUUUAAAGAACUCAGUUGCUAUUAGAGAAAGUUGGAUUAAAGAAGACCCAAAAAGAGCAGAGAGGAUUAUUGACAUUGGAUUUAAAGAAGUUAUCUCUGAUCCUAUUGGAGUGAUGAAAAGAAUUUAUCAAAAAGUUGGAAUGGAAUUCACAAGAGAGGUUGAAACUAAAAUUAAUGAGGCGAUUGCUGAUGAUAUCCAAAAAAAAUUCUCAAAGAAAGUUGACCAAUCAUUCUGGUUGUUUGAUGAAGCAGAGAUAAGAGAAAAGUUCAAAUGGUAUUAUGAGAAAUUUGGUCAGUACAUGCCAAACUAUUGGGGAGAAAAAUAA